GAACAAAUGGGGGAAAUGGGACUUUUAGAAGAGGAUAUGAAUGGGAAAUGGUCCCAAAGUCCUGAGUGGUUGUUUUCUUCCCACUGACCAAAGCUGGAGAGGGAUCCCUCAGGAGGGUGUGUUCCGGAUUUCUUGCCUCAGGCCCAAGACUCCAACCAUUUUAUAAUGGAAUCUUUAUUUUGUGAAAGUAAGUAUGUACAUAGUUGGGAAACUGGGUAAAGUACUCAUAGGUGGACUUUAGGGAUGAAUUUUAGGGCUUGUGUCUCUCUUUCUUUUGCUUUUCCAUAUUUAGGCUUGUGUGUACACAUCCAUGCAUGUUCAUGUUAGCAGAUACUGUAGAAGUCUAUGGGUGUGUUUAUCCCUGUGGGUAUGUUCUCUUUAUGUGUAUCUACAUAUGUGAUGUGUCUGUGUCUAUGUGUGUGUUUACUUACAUGUGUUAUAUUUCACCUAUAAAUUUGUGCAGAAGACUAUGGGGAGGAGGGAUUUUUAAGACCUGAUUCAUAUAUUCAUGUAUGUUAACUAAUUUUUAGAGGUACAUACAAAAACUCUUAAAACUCAUUUUUUACAAAGCAAUCUGUCAACACAUUAACAAAUAUAUUGAGAAUAAAUAUUUUACUGUCAAGGGAGCACCAAGCAGUAAAUAUGUGAUUGGAAUUCAUAUCAGAUAAGGGGCUUUCUAGAGUAGUCAAAUUUGUGCUGAUUUAAGAAGGUCUGGUGGGCCCAACGCUCCUCUGCUAAAACAGUGACUCCCAACUGGCUGUGUAGGUGGUGGCCCAGGACAUGGGUGCUUACUGAUUUUGAUCUGUCCUGGUUCCACCUCUACCAGCUAUGUCACUUUGGACAAGUAACACAACCUCUUUUGUGCCUCAGUUUUCUCAUCUGCAAAAUUAACAUAGUAUUGGCACCGGUUUCACGGGGACUUUGUGAACGUUACAUGCGAUAAUUCAUCUAAAGUGAAUAGAAACGUGGCUGGCACAAAGUGAGGACUUGAUCAAUGUUGGCGGCUAUCAUUAUGAUUACUAUUAUUAUCAUUAGAUUCAGGGGCCAUUCCAGCUGCCCUUCCUGCAGAUCCCGAAUCUGGUGUUGGGGGCUCCGCAGACGAACAGUAGGGAAGAACGUCUGUCCUGAACCGCCUCCCUCCUGAGGCCCCCAUUUUCCUCUCGGCCCUGGCCCGCCCAGCCCCAGCCCUGCUUCCUGUGGACGUCAGGCAGUGAUGCUCUUCCCCUCAGGCCUAGAUAAAGGUAGCGGGGACUCAUCUCUGGAGAAGGAGUUCCUCGGGGCCCCAGUGGGGCCCUCGGUGAGCACCCCCAACAGCCAGCACUCUUCUCCCAGCCGCUCACUCAGUGCCAACUCCAUCAAGGUGGAGAUGUACAGCGAUGAGGAGUCAAGCAGACUGCUGGGGCCAGAUGAGCGGCUCCUAGAAAAGGAUGACAGUGUGAUCGUGGAAGACUCGUUGUCAGAACCCCUGGGCUACUGUGAUGGAAGUGGGCCAGAGCCUCACUCCCCCGGGGGCAUCCGGCUGCCCAAUGGCAAGCUCAAGUGUGAUGUCUGCGGCAUGGUCUGUAUCGGACCCAAUGUACUCAUGGUGCAUAAGCGCAGCCACACAGGUGAGAGGCCCUUCCACUGCAACCAGUGUGGUGCCUCCUUCACCCAGAAGGGGAACCUGCUGCGCCACAUCAAGCUACACUCUGGGGAGAAGCCUUUCAAAUGUCCCUUCUGUAACUAUGCUUGCCGCCGGCGUGACGCGCUCACGGGCCACCUCCGUACACACUCAGUCUCCUCUCCCACAGUGGGCAAGCCCUACAAAUGUAACUACUGUGGCCGGAGCUACAAACAGCAGAGUACCCUGGAGGAGCACAAAGAGCGGUGCCACAACUACCUACAGAGUCUCAGCACUGAAGCCCAAGCUCUGGCUGGCCAACCAGGUGACGAGAUACGUGACCUGGAGAUGGUACCAGACUCCAUGCUGCACUCAUCCUCUGAGCGGCCAACUUUCAUUGAUCGGCUGGCCAAUAGCCUCACCAAACGCAAGCGUUCCACCCCCCAGAAGUUUGUAGGUGAAAAGCAGAUGCGCUUCAGCCUCUCAGACAUCCCCUAUGAUGUGAACUCGGGUGGCUAUGAGAAGGAUGUGGAGUUGGUGGCACAUCAUGGCCUGGAGCCUGGCUUCGGAGGUUCUCUGGCCUUUGUGGGGGCAGAGCAUCUGCGUCCCCUCCGCCUUCCACCUACCAACUGCAUCUCAGAACUCACACCCGUCAUCAGCUCUGUCUACACCCAGAUGCAGCCCCUCCCCGGUCGACUAGAGCUUCCAGGGUCCCGAGAAGCAGGUGAGGGACCCGAGGACCUGGCUGAUGGAGGCCCCCUCCUCUACCGGGCCCGAGGCCCCCUGACUGACCCUGGGGCCUCCCCUAGCAAUGGCUGUCAGGACUCCACAGAUACAGAGAGCAACCACGAAGAUCGAGUUGGGGGGGUGGUAUCCCUCCCUCAGGGCCCCCCGCCCCAGCCACCUCCCACCAUUGUGGUGGGCCGGCCCAGCCCUGCCUACGCCAAAGAGGACCCCAAGCCGCAGGAGGGGUUACUGCGGGGCACCCCAGGCCCCUCCAAGGAAGUGCUCCGGGUGGUGGGCGAGAGUGGUGAGCCCGUGAAGGCCUUCAAGUGCGAGCACUGCCGAAUCCUCUUUCUGGACCAUGUCAUGUUCACCAUCCACAUGGGCUGCCACGGCUUCAGAGACCCUUUCGAGUGUAACAUCUGUGGUUACCACAGCCAGGACCGGUACGAAUUCUCCUCCCACAUUGUCCGGGGGGAACACAAGGUGGGCUAGCCACCUACUGCCCUCCCCUCAGCCCACCACUCCCCUGCCCUACCUACAGGAGUCUAGCUCUGUCCCCAUUACAUCCCAAGGAGUUUUGCUCGGUGGCCUCUACCACUGGCUACCUGACCUCACCCUUGACCCUGACCCCUCCUCACGUAGUCUCCUCUACCCUGACUGAUUUAAGCAUUGUGAUGAAACAGGCCUUUUCGCUUGUGUUUCUCCUUUUCCUCUUCUCCUCUCAUCCCGGCAUAUUCAGAGUUAUUUAUUAAUAUAAUUUGUUGAUUUUUCUUUUGCUUUUUUCUCUUACCUUGUAUCAGUCACUUACCACCACCACCCCCAACCCCUCCCCUGCCCUCCUGCCCACCGUCCCCUCCCACUUUAUUUAGGCCUAAUUUUUCUUUCUUUGAUCCAGCUUUCUCUAACAGCCCUCGGGGGCGGAAGCUCCUCUUAGGCCUAAGAGUUCUGAGCUUCUUGUGUGAAGUCCUCACCUUUUGCAUUAUCUGAUUCUUUAGUUUUGAUGGGCAUAGCCCCCUCUGGCCCUACCUUAGCUCUGUGGCAUUAUAUCUCCUCUCUGGGACCCUCCAACCUGGUACUCCAUACCUCUUGUGCCCUCUCACGUUAGGCAGCUUGCACUAUGCUUGAACAAAUGAAGAAUUCCCUCAUUUGGAAGUAGGAGGGGCUGAAGAAAUUCUCCCCAGGCACUGUGGGACUGAGGGUCCUCUUGACAUGCCCCUAGUAAUAUGAGUUCCCCAAAGCCCACAGUGGGAAUCUCCCUCUGGGAUGUGAUCUAUCUCUUCUCUCCUCAAACAACCCCCAACACUGCUACUCUCUUCAACCUGCCAGUCUACUCAGUGGUGGUUUUUCUCUCCUUGGAGUGCCCCAAUUUUAUAUUCUCAGGGGCCAAGGCUAGGUCUGCAGUCCUAUCUCUGACAUGUUGGGAGCCACAGGUGCCUAAUUGGGAACCAGGGCAUGGGAAGGGGGUGGGUUAAAAUUCUUCUCCUUCUCUUCCACCUCUAAUCUUCUCCACUCUAGUGACCUUCCUAGGCUCUCAGGGGCUCCCAGAGUCCCUCUCCUGUGAGAAACUAGUGGGUUGCUGCCUGAUGACAAGGGGAUGUCUCAACCCCACAGUCAUGCUGCCUUCUUCUUCUCCCCCCUGCAGGAUUCACCCUCAUUCCCAGGCUUCUGGGCCCUGUUCUUAGGAUCAGUGGCAGGGAGAAAAGGGUGUCUCUUUUCUCUCUUCUAAUUUUCAGUAUAACCAAAAAUUAUCCCAGGACGAGGAAGGGCAUUUGCCCCUCACCUCAUUCUAUUCUUGUCCUAGCAAGAAUGGGAUGGGCACAACUGAACUGGGGGUCAUCCUUUACUGCCCCCUUCUACACUCAGUUCCCAGACAUAGGGCAGGAGGGGGCGUGCUCCUCCUGGCUACAGCAGAGACCCCUGGCUUUUUGGGUAACCUAGUUGGUGAGAAGGUGGCAGGAGGAGAUAUGGCUCCACUGCGAGUGGAGGUCUCUUUCUACAAGCGUUUUCUGCCCAAGGCCACAGCUAUCCCAUUCUCUGCUUCCUUGAGAUUCAAACCAAAGGCUGUUUUUCUAUAUUUAAAGAAAAAAAAAAAAAAGAAAGUAAAAACCAAACACAACACCUCACAAGUUGUAACACUUGGUCCUUCUCUCUUUCCUUUUCUCUUCCCUUCCAUCUUUCUUUCCAUAUGUCCUUUCCUUAUUGGCUCGUUUGCCUCCUACUUUUCUCACUCCCUAUCAGGGAUAAUUUAGGGGGAUGGUGAAGGGUUGGCUAAGGAACAGACCCUGGGAUUGGGGCUCCUAAGGGCUCUAAGAAAAGUCUACCUUACCCUCUGUGGGAAAGGAGACCCUAGAAAAACUUCUCUUCUCCCUUCUUUUUCUCUCCCAUUAUGUAGUCUCCCUAAGAGAACCAGAUUGUCAAGGAGGGGCACUGUGGGUUAAUUGUUCCUCCUUGACAAUGUAGCAAUAAACAGAUGCUGCCAAGGGCAGAGGAUGGGGGAGUUAGCUGGAAGGAGAGUGGUCUCUAGAGAAGCUGAGAGUCUCCUCAACCGUCCCCCAGGGAACUGGCUCCUUGUUGCAGGAUGGCAGCAGAGCUGAGAUUAAUAUCUAGGGUUCUCCUCAACUGUUCUGGUUAUUGAGCCCCUUCCUGUUAGACCUACCCCGUACCACCUCUUCUGUGUCUGCUGUGUAUUUGGUGACACCUCAUAAGGACUAGUCCCUUCUGGGGUAUCAGAGCCUUAGGGUGCCCCCCCAUCCCCUCCCCCAGUCAGCUCUGGCACCUGUAACCUCCUGGAACAUGAAGGACUAUGCUCUGAGGCUAUACUCUGAGCCCAUGAGAGCAGAGACUGGAAGGGCAAGACCAGGUGCUAAGGAGGGGAGAGAAGGGCACUCUGUCUCUCUCCAAACCAUCACUGCACUUUAACCAGGGUCUUAGGUACAAAAUCCUACUUUCCAGAGCCUUCCAGCUCUGGAACCUCAAACAUCCUCAUGCUCUCUCCCAGCUCCUUUUGCAUAAAAAAAAAAAAAGUAAAGAAAAAGAAAAAAAAACACAUUGAAACCCACAUGGAGAAAAGAGGUGUUUUCCUUUUAUAUUGAUAUUCAAGACCAACACCACACACAAAAAUUUCUAAAUAGACACUUUUCCAGAUCUUUGUUUUUUUGUGUCAGUGUCCAAGCUGCAGAUGGGAUUUUGUAAUACUUUCAGCAGCUUCUUUCCUUGUGUACAUAAUAUAUAUAUUAUAUAUAUUUUUAAUCAGAAGUUAUGAAGAACAAAAAGAAAAAAAAACACAGAAGCAAGUGCAAUACCACCUCUCUUCUCUCUCUCUCCCAGGGUUUCAUUUGUAGCCCAUGCUUGGUGUCUCCUUGGACCUUACCCUUUCACCUACCCUUCUUCCUUUGGUUCUCCCUCCCCCUUUUUUUAAAGAGUUUUUCUCCUUUCUCAAGGGGAGUUAAACUAGCUUUUGAGACUUAUUGCAAAGCAUUUUGUAUAUGUAAUAUAUUGUAAGUAAAUAUUUGUGUAACGGAGAUAUACUACUGUAAGUUUUGUACUGUACUGGCUGAAGGUCUGUUAUAAAUAAACAUGA
Molecule: messenger RNA, 5906 nt
Organism: Nyctereutes procyonoides (raccoon dog)
Lineage: Eukaryota; Metazoa; Chordata; Mammalia; Carnivora; Canidae
Gene: IKZF4
Product: IKAROS family zinc finger 4
Exons: 7
Coding region: 1214-2818 (534 amino acids)
Biological process (GO): regulation of transcription by RNA polymerase II
Molecular function (GO): DNA-binding transcription factor activity; RNA polymerase II cis-regulatory region sequence-specific DNA binding
Source: RefSeq, a predicted model, not a curated record